AGCCAGCUACUCCAUCUCCCACCCAACCUCCUUGGCAACUGGCAUUGCCACCCCCACAGUAGAGACAGACAGCCACGCGCGCGAGGCGCUCCACUCAAGCUCAGGCCACUCUACCUCGCUCUCGGCCAUGGCGUCAGGGGAAGCAGAGCCGCUGCAGUACACGACCACCGCGCUGCGGGUGUCCAUCCACUGCGAGGGCUGCAGGAAGAAGGUCAAGAAGGUGCUCCACAGCAUCGAAGGCGUGUACAAGGUGACGGUGGACGCGGCGCAGCACAAGGUGACCGUCACAGGCAGCGUGGAAGCGGCCGCGCUCGUCCGGCGGCUGCACAAGGCCGGCAAGCAGGCGGCGCCGUGGCCUUCGCCGGCGCCGGCAAACGUCGAGGCCAACAAGGCCGCGCCUGCUGCACCCGGGGAGGGCGGCGCCAAGGAGGCCGCGGACACGAAGGCGGCUGAGGCCGACGCCAAGGAGAAGAAACCGGCCAAGGACAAGGGCUCGGGCAAGAAUGCCGGAACGGGCGAGGCCGCCGACGCGAAACCCGGCAAGGACGUGGCCAGCAGCGACGCCGCCGAGGUGAUCGCGGGGCCCAAGGAGGCGGAAAAGGCCUCCUCCCCUGAGCCUGUGGCCGCGAAGCCAGACGCCGCCGAGGAGCCCAAGGACGGCGGCGAGGGCGGCAGGAAGAAGGGCAAGAAGAGUAAGAAGAACAAGCCCAAGGACGGCGGCGAGGGGGAUGUCCCGGCCCCGGCCGCAACCCCGGCGGCACCUCCCGAGAAGAAGGCGCCGCAGCAGCCCUCGGCUGUGCCAGCGCCGGCGCCUGGUCCCGAGCGCCCGCACGGCGGCGGCGGCGCGUUCCCGUGCUACGCUGCGCAGCCGGUGCUUAGCUACAACGUGGCGCACCCGAGCUCCAGCGUGUCGUACUGCGCGCCCACGGCAGCCGUGCCCAUGCCCCCGCCGCCGCCGCAGAUGGUGUCGUACUGGUACCCGCCAUACCCGGCCAUGGUGCCGGUGCCGGCGGAGUUUGUGUACGGCCCGCCGGGCGGCGUGCGGUCGUUCCCGCCGCACGAGUCGUACAACAACAUGUUCAACGAGGACAACGCCAACUCGUGCAGCCUCAUGUGAUGUCACGACGCGCCGGCGUGGUGUCCCCGGGCCGUCUACGGUGGCUCUCGUGAACCACAAGCCUCCCCGAUGGUGUCUCGUGCCGUCAAAUUAGGCGGACAGCGCUCCAGAUUUUAAUUUUUUUUACUGUACCCUCGGCUAUAAAUUGCUCCUCGGCGCAUCGUGUAAUCAGAUGGUGGUGGUAUUCUUCCACUUGCAAGCUG
Molecule: messenger RNA, 1320 nt
Organism: Zea mays
Lineage: Eukaryota; Viridiplantae; Streptophyta; Magnoliopsida; Poales; Poaceae
Product: copper chaperone
Exons: 3
Coding region: 128-1117 (329 amino acids)
Molecular function (GO): metal ion binding
Source: RefSeq, marked provisional